AUGUCGCCACUGGAGAUGGUAGACACAGAAGAAAGUGGCCUGGCCAUGCUGCAUGGGGAGGCCGAAGAUGAAUCAGGUGAGCAAUGUCUGUCCUUGGCCUUCAUGUCCCACCAGUGCCCGACCAGAUGUGCCUCCGGAAAGCCUGGGGACCCGACCCCCACAGACUGCUCUGGACACUUGCUGGCCUUCUUUCCAGGGGUCUAUGUUCCUGUCGGGCACAAUGUCGAGAAGCUGGAGAAUCUGGGCAUCGCCCUAGAGAUCGAUGGGCUGGAGAAGAAGCUGUCACGUCGGAGGGACCUGGAGGCUGUGAACUCCAGGCUCUACGGGGCGGAGCUGGGCUCAGAGGCCAGGAGGUUUCUGGAGAAGGAGAAAAGCAGCCCAAUGAACAAAGCCUCCGACUAUGAGAAGGAGCUGCAGCUGCUUCGGCAGGAGAACCAAAACAUGCUGCUGUCGGUGGCCAUCUUCCUCCUUCGGACCCUCAUCGACGCCUACUGGACCCUGUGAGCCUGAGAUUUCUCCAGUCAGCACAGGCUUCCCCUCAGCACCGUGGUCACGGCCAAGCAGGCCCGUCAAGCCUCAAGAGGGCCAAGGUACAAGGGCCAUUUCUGCCUGACCCAGACAUCGCAGCAGGGCUUCCUGUCAGCCCAGCCCCUCUCGCCUCCCAUUCCUGCUGUGGGGCUUGAGUCUCCAGAAGGACUUUGUGCUGGCUUAGCCCAAGGGAAAGGCAGUAAAGACCACCCUGGCUGCAAG
Messenger RNA from Lagenorhynchus albirostris (white-beaked dolphin), 750 nucleotides. RefSeq names its product coiled-coil domain containing 167 (gene CCDC167). Lineage: Eukaryota; Metazoa; Chordata; Mammalia; Artiodactyla; Delphinidae. The record is from RefSeq and is a predicted model, not a curated record.